Molecule: messenger RNA, 711 nt
Organism: Halichondria panicea
Lineage: Eukaryota; Metazoa; Porifera; Demospongiae; Suberitida; Halichondriidae
Product: MYG1 protein C27H6.8-like
Exons: 6
Coding region: 152-607 (151 amino acids)
Cellular component (GO): nucleus; cytoplasm
Source: RefSeq, a predicted model, not a curated record
UAGAGGAGGUGGAUGCCGUGGACAACGUAUCAGCGAUAGAGACGGAGCACCGAGGUACAAAGUGACCAGUACCAUUGGUAGCAGAGUGGGACGUCUCAAUCCAGCCUGGAAUGAUACAAACAAAGACGCUGAUGCUAGGUUCCAGUGUGCCAUGAAGCUGGUGGGAGGAGAGUUUGAGCAGUGUGUGAAGGGACUGCAGAAUGUGUGGCUACCUGCCCGGAUAAACGUCAGGAGCGCCAUCGAGAAACGAUUAGAGGUACACUCGAGUGGUGCAGUGUUGAAACUGGAAGAGGCAUGUCCCUGGAAGGAGCACCUGUUUGAGCUGGAGAGAACUCUCGGCCUCUCGGAGAGUGCAAAGUUUAUGCUCUACAAGGAGGGAGACUCGGACAAAUGGAGGGUACAGGCAGUACCUCUACAUGAAUCUGGAUUUGAAAAUAGACUUUCUCUUCACACUGCCUGGCGUGGUCUGCGAGACGAGGAGCUGUCUAGUGUGAGUGGUAUCCCAGGCUGUGUAUUCGUUCACUCCAGUGGGUUCAUUGGGGGCAACCUCACGUACGAGGGAGCUUUGGAAAUGGCGGUCAAGACUAUAGAAAGUGCCUCAAACUGAAAUACUUUAUGGUGUACACAUGUAUAACUAUCAUGAGUAUGCUAAUCACAUUCAAAAGAUGUUGUCUUGGUAUAUAGGAACAGAAAUGACAUUUUUGCUCUCAA